Messenger RNA from Sus scrofa (pig), 8463 nucleotides. It is a transcript of the gene TMEM163, whose product is annotated as transmembrane protein 163. The record is from RefSeq and is a predicted model, not a curated record. Lineage: Eukaryota; Metazoa; Chordata; Mammalia; Artiodactyla; Suidae. Gene Ontology annotation, cellular component: synaptic vesicle membrane. Gene Ontology annotation, molecular function: zinc ion binding.
AAACGGCGCCCUUCUCCACAGCAGGUAGGCAGGCUUUAAAUGAGGAAUUGACAUUUUGGAGGACUCAUUAAAUCUGAAGACAUAUACAUGUGAAGAUGAAAUCUAGUCCGUGAAUUUGGAUGUUGAUUGAACAUUCAAGUUGAAUCUGAUAAAUGGCCCAUUCCCCUCGGCACCUCUCCGAGCUCCAAGAGCGGGCGUAGGUCCCCGCGUGGACGAAGUCAACGCUUCGCUGGGAGGUUGGCCCUACAGCCCAAGGGGACGAGCUCCGCGUGAUCAGAAGUGGGAACAGCUGGCAGCGCCAAGCAAGCUUAGGGAGGCUUCCUGUAGGAGGGGGGCUUCAAUUGGAGUCCUGAAGUACUGGCAAGACUUGGAUACUCAGAGGGGAAGUAGAGACCCGGUGGGGGUGGGGGUGGGGGUGGGGUGGAAUUGGCUGGGACCAAGGCCCAGGGGCAGUUCCAAUGGGGAAACCUUGGGUCCAAUCAUAUUCUAGAGCGUCCUGUGGUCUAAGAUACCCGGUCCCCUUAAGUUGGUGCUGGCGGGCAAUCAAAGUUCCUGGAAGAAGGCCCGACACCCUGUCUAGCCUCCGAACCUUAUGCAGCUCCAGAGGGAAAAAAAAAAAAAAAACCACGUUAGGGUGCUGCCCGCUCUCCUAUUCUUAGCGCGGCCACAGGAUUCUCAGACAGCAAGGGAAUCUGGUCGGAAGCGGGGGGUGUCCUCUGGUCUGGCACAGGUGGGACAAGUCUCCCAUCACACCCUCACCAGUCCUUGUCCCGGUCGCCCACUGAUCCCGGCAUCAGGCCCGACCGGAUCCCUUCCUCCCACCAGCCUGGGAGCCGACCACUGGCUCCCGCGCCCGGGCCUCGGGGCGGGUCCCUGCUGCACGCACCUGCCCCCGGGGGCGGAGCGCGGCAGCGACUGCUGGGCCCCAGCCUUAGCCACCGGCCACGCUAGCCGCGCCGCGCCCUCACACCCCCCGCCCCCUGCCGCCGGCGCACCUCCACUCCGCAGCGCGGCCCGCCCUCCCUCUCCGUGCGGUCGGUCGGUCCCUCCGCCCGCUCCCAGUCGCGGCGCCUCGCACUUCUGACUCGAGUCCCCGCAGCGCUCGUCGUCGCCGCCCGGAUCCGCCGCCCCGCGCCAUGCAGCCGGCCGCGGGCAGCGAGCGCCGCAGCCCCCCGGGCCCUGCCGUCCCGCCGCCGCCCCGGGGCCACGCGCCCUUGGCCGCCGCCCCGGGUCCGCUGAGCUCUCCCGCGCGGGAGCCGCCGCAGCCCGAGGAGGAGCGGCAGCUACGGAUCAGCGAGAGCGGUCAGUUCAGCGACGGGCUGGAGGAUCGAGGCUUACUAGAAAGCAGCACUCGACUAAAACCUCACGAAGCCCAGAACUACAGAAAGAAGGCGUUAUGGGUCUCCUGGUUCUCCAUUAUUGUCACACUAGCCCUGGCUGUGGCCGCCUUCACUGUCUCCGUAAUGAGGUACAGCGCCUCUGCUUUUGGGUUUGCAUUUGAUGCCAUCCUCGACGUACUGUCCUCGGCGAUUGUGCUGUGGCGUUACAGCAAUGCAGCCGCUGUGCACUCUGCCCACAGGGAGUACAUAGCCUGUGUCAUCUUGGGGGUGAUAUUUCUGCUGUCAUCUGUGUGUAUAGUGGUCAAAGCUAUCCAUGACCUCUCAACUAAGCUGCUCCCAGAAGUGGAUGAUUUCCUGUUCAGUGUCUCCAUUUUAAGCGGGAUCCUUUGCAGCAUCCUGGCUGUGCUGAAGUUUAUGCUGGGGAAGGUUCUGACCAGCAGAGCUCUCAUAACAGAUGGGUUCAACUCCCUCGUGGGGGCCGUGAUGGGCUUCUCCAUCCUUCUGAGCGCGGAGGUAUUCAAGCACAACUCGGCAGUCUGGUACCUGGACGGCAGCAUCGGGGUGCUGAUCGGACUCACCAUAUUCGCCUACGGGGUCAAGCUCCUCAUCGACAUGGUGCCCAGGGUGAGGCAGACGCGCCACUAUGAGAUGUUUGACUGAAGGUGGCCAGAGGCGGCCAGCCUGCAUCUGCAUGACGACUGUCCGGACGACGAGAGGUUUCCACGCAGGCAGCCGGUGCCAACAUUUAACUGAACAUCCAGUUUCUUUUUCGGAAAGUUUGUGCUCACGGGACCGUGGUCCCCCCUGCCGCCAGCAGGUCAGACUGCACUGCCCCCACCCUCCACCGCCCUGCCCCUGCCAGACACCGUAGGACAAUGUGCACGGAGCGGGGACCCGUCUCCAGCGGACACUUUUCCAUCUCCUGCAGUAAAAAGGGUUCUUGGGGGUGGGAGAAGGAUCUCUGCUUGGCAGAAAGCCCUUCCGGGGUGCUCCCAGCCUGCAGUGGAUAGAGCCGACCACGCCCGCCUCCUCCGGACACCACGUGGCUCCAGAAUCUCCACCUCCUGGCAGGUUUUAAGGGAAGACCUUCCCCUUUGGUCCCUCACCCCUUUCCAGACCCAGAACCAUCAGUAUAUAUCACAUCCUAAUUUCUAUUGAUGUAUUUCAUUCGUUUCAUACAGUUUUACUAAUCCUCGAUCUAAACAACAGAUUUGUUCCAAAGGAGACCAUUCUAUUUUUAAAGUACUUAGUGAAUAGAUGUAUGAGCUUUGCAUGGUCGAACUCAGCACAUGACCCUUUCUUGUACAUUCAGAACCUGAACAUACAUGUAAAAAACAGCAUCCAUUUUGGACAGAUGUGAAACUAGUUUAUUUGUAAUAAAUAAGGGUAUAACUGAUCCAUAUAUGCAUAUAUCUAUAUGCUGUAUGACGUGGGCAUAGUGCACUACAGUCUGUUAGAGGCGCCUUCGUCCCCUGUAAGGAACCAGAUGUUCAUUUAUGUAGCAUUCGUCACAGACUCUGUAAAACACGCGACGUUCUGUACCUCUCACACUGUGACAGUGUCUCACCAAUAAAGACUGGUACCUGUUUUGUAUGGUAUGGGGAGGUGAUAGAGUUACCACCAUCAUGGGGGAGGGAUGAAGUGGAAGGGGUUGCACGUGCCUGGGGUGGAGCCCCUGCAGGGCUGGCUGAUGGGCUUGGUGGCCUCUGUGUCUGCCUGCCGCCCAGGGAGGGGGAGAGAGCACCAGACACAUCCCUUUCAGGAGUGCUCAUGAUGCCUGUUCCCCAGGCCUCACCCCCAGCUUCUGUGCCCCUCCCGCAUCCAACGCUACCUCAGGCUGACUAAGUUCCGAUCAAAGAGGUUACUGACCUUCAUUCAAACGGAUGGUUUCAGCGGGCUUUCCUCCAACCGUAUUUUGAGGAAUGUUCUAUGGGACAUUAUAUAUUACACAGAGAAAAGGGACACUUUUCAGCUCUGGGAAGACAAGAUUUAAUAGAUUUCUGUAGGUUUUUCUCCCUGUAUUUAAUGUUUAAUAUAGUUCCCCUGUGGGGGCUCAGGGAAAGCUAUGCUGUAGCUUCCCCUGAGCUUAUGCUCGGUGCCUUUUUUGGGGCUCAUAGCCCACCAAGCAUGCUGGGUGCCUCUCGUCGUAUCUCUGCUCCAGGCAGCAGCCAGGAUCUCUGCCAGCUUCAGACAGACCAUGCCCCAGCCCCCAGCAUCACCUACAAGCCGCUGAUGGGAGCAGGAACUUGACCUUCUUUGUUCCCAGGGCAUGUUCCCAACUAAGUACUCAGGGACCAGUAAGGCCUGAGCCAAUGUGCUCUUUCUGAGGUGGGGAAAUAUGCCAGAUCUGAUAAGCCCUCAGCUAGCCUCGCAAGGGCAAUUUUACUAGCACAUCCUUACAGAUUUAUAAACAUCUGAUGUAGUACACUGUUGCCUUGAAAAAAGAAAAGAGGUGUUACCAUCAUGGCACAUCAGAAAAGAAUCUGACUAGGAACCAACCAUGAGGUUGCCGGUUCCAUCCCUGGCCUCACUCAGCAGGUUAAGGAUCUGGUGUUGCCAUGAGCUGUGGUGUAGGGUGCAGAUGCAGCUUGGAUCCCACCACUGCUGUGGCUGUGGUGUAGUCCGGCAGCUGUGGCUAUGAUUGGACCCCUAGCCUGGGAACCUCCAUAAGCUGCAGGUGUGGCCCUAAAAAGACAAUAAAAAAUAAAACAGAAAAGAAGAAAAGCCCACUUGCAAAAUCCAGUUCCAUGAGUUACAGGGCAGGGAGCCUGCUCUGAAAUUAGCAUCGGUAGCUGUGACCUAAGGGAAUGUUCCCCAGUGAAAGCUACCCUGCCCCCCAGAGUUCGUUAAACCUACCUUCCUAUUGGCGUUGUCGGCAGUGUGUUUGCAAGUGGUGAAAUGCAGCGGCUGCUGGCCUUGGGGGAUGCAGCUGGAUGGCGGCUGGGCUUGGUUCUGCUGGUGUCCCUGCACCCACCUGGCACCCCCCCCAAAAAAAUCACUGCUACCCGUCACACAAGAAAAGUUUAUUGAAAAAUAAAGUUCUCCCUAGUUUUCUCUACAACAGUGGAAAACAAAGCAGUGCUCUCUACACUGGUACAGUACAUUGGACAACAACACCUUAUUUGCAGACUCCUGCACUACUUAACCCCGGAAGUGAACAGUAGAAAAUGGUCGUACCAGUUGCUGGUUGAAGACAUAAACACGAACGGCCAUUAGCUUACAGACAUCGAGGUUGUGACAGCAACUACAGCAGAAGGGACGUCACCCUCUCCUUUGGCAUCGAUCGUUCCACUCUUGCUUGUCCUGCUAGACAGGACAGUGAGCAAAGGUUUCCCAAGUUUGCUCCACUGGAGCCUCGGUGGACAUGGCUGACUGUGCUAGGCUCCCGCCCGGCUGUCCCAGGGAGACUCCAGCACUGCAAGUGCUCUGGGCACCCAGACCACCCCCACAGACACAGGGUCCUGCCCACCAUGUGAUGACAGGGUUACCCUUCUGUCCCUGUCAUGCCUCACCAGCUGCAGGGGACUCAGGGUGUAAUCCUAAGGUGCCGCAGAAUCCGGGAAAAUAGAGGAAAUGAUGCUUUGAAGAAGGUAAAUGCCAAUACUUACAGAAGGAUAAGACUGCAAUUCAGCUGCAGAGAAUCCAAAGGAUCUUAAAAAGACACUGGACUCCAACACAUUCCUCUAUUUUCAACAACUACAGUCUAUCCAGAAUAGGGCCAAGCUAGGAGAGGAAAUAAAAUUCUAAAUCUAUACAGGGAAGUUAAGAGGCUGAAAUCCUAAUAACACAAAAAGCAAACUGACAUUUGGGUGACUUGGGACAACAUCAUUAAGCCAGGAGUAGCCUCUUGGAGUUCUGAAGAGCCCUGCCACCCCUGUGGAAUUAAACUUUAAUUUGAUACCAACAUAGCAUCUCACCAGCUCGGGAGUCUGAUCCUCCUGGACUGGACAGUGGAGGAGCCACCCUGGCCAGCAGGGGGCAGCAAAGGGACUUCCCGGGGAAGGAGUAAGUGGACUGGGUCAUUCCCUUUCCCUUUAAAUAAAAAAGCCUCUUUUAUUGCAUUUUAGAGGAAGAUAGAUAGCUCUAAGGGGACAGACAGUCUGUCAGAGAAUUCAUUUUAAUUCCAAGCUCAAAAACUUCUGCAAAGAGAAACCCUUGAAGGGGCUUGAAGGUAUCAGUGGGGUGGGAUCCAGCCUGUGGCCAGAGGUCACCCCUUAUCUCCAGUUUACAAAUUUCUUGUAGGCCAGUUCCACCUGGGCUGAAGGCAGGCAUAGUUUCAAAUCACUGCAUUCCUGCACACAAUAAUGUUUCCAUCAGCAGGGUGGGCAUGGGACUCGGGUGUUCUAAACCAGUCACUCCUACAACUUUCCAUCAACUUAGUCUUUUCCUAUAGGUAUUACUUUGGAAUCAGUGAUAGGAGGUGAGCUCAGCUCUUUUCUCUCAAAUUUUAUGAAAUGCAAAUAACAACACUACUUAACAUUGACUAGGGCUUACUCUAUGCCAGACACUGCUAAACACUGAAUCCUCACAAGAACCCUAAGUGCUAAGAAAGCUAGGGUAAUUGUCUUCUGCAUCGGACACUAAACAGCUAAUUUGGCCUUUUCUAGAAAAACUUGGUUUUCCUUUUUUUUUUUUUUUUCCCCCUUGAAGCCAACGAGAAGGAAAGGAACCUGCCCUCCGCUUUAGGAAAUUCUCACCUUCCCAAAGAAGUCUGGGUGGCUUUACAUCUGUCCAUCUCUUCCCAGAAAGGUGCUCUGUGGCCUCAGAGGGAAGGAUGGGGUUAGAAUGAAGCCAAGGUGGAAAUGAAAAUUUUUUCAAUAAAUAAAACAAUCCAGGCUCGGGAGAGUAACAUAGCAGAGCCUGUCGUUAAUAGACCUUAAAAAAGAAAAAAGAAAAAAAAGAUGGGGGUGGUGGCAGGCAUGGGAGAAGGUGGCAAAGUCCCAAUUACAUACACAAUCUAGGUAAACCACCUUGGAGAAUAGGGCCGCCUGCCUUGGUUGGUGUAAAUAAACACUAAACCCUCCCAUAAGCAGCAGUUUCACUGCAGCUGUUUGCAUUCAGGCCUCCACUACCAGUGAGCUGCACUGGGGAGAAGUUGCCAUGUUUGCCAGGGCAGGGAAACAAGAGGGGCUGCAUAUUCUUUCCCCUCUGUCAUGCUAACCAGGUGAAGGGGUUUGGGGCCAGUCCUUCCCAUGAGCUCAGUGGGGCAGCUUCCCCUCAGGCAGGCAUGUCUCAGGCGUGGCUGCCCCUCAGCCAGUGCCAGGGUGGCUCGGAGCACAGGCCUGCGGGCACGUGUCCAUCAGCAGUUCCCAGACAAACACAAAGGCCUGAUGGAGCAGCCUGUCAGGGUGUGGGCUGGUCAUGGAAGCCAGUCCUUCUCUUGGGGCUCUUACACCUUCAGGGGGGUGUCUGUGCAUGCAGGCUGUGGCUGAGGGGCUUGGAGGGCAUUUCUGGCCCCCAGCCUGAGUUGCCUGUGACAAUGCCAGGACAUGCCCUAGCUCCAAGCUGGAGGCAUCUUUCUUCAGCAAAACCCAGAUUCCAAAGACUGACCCCAAAGAAAAGUGAAAAGGCACAUCAGAGAAACAAUAAAUAUCACCAAAGAAAAGGGCUCUCAGUAUUUCCAAACAUAAAAGCAAAUACAAAAGUAAACUCUUAAGCAGUGACAAAAACCCAAUCUAAGCAAAACCGCAAAACGUUUGUCCAAUUGUACAUGUGCAAAUCAAGUUACAGACACAAAAUAAAUGAGGUGUUUACUGGCAGUAGAAGUGUGUUUCCUCUUUCAGGAGUUUUGACUCUUGAAAGUCUUUACGUUUCAAAGGUAAGCUCUCUCUCCUAUAAUAAAUUAAAGAUUUUCCUCACUUUUUUUUUUCUUUUUUUAAAGAACUUAGGAUCACAGUGAAGGAAAAAAAAAAUCCAAGCUCAUUUAAGAAAAAAACGUACAAAAACUAAAAAGACCAGACGAGAGAUAAGAGAUAGAACACAGGAAGACACUAACUCUGAUUGAAGAUAUGUCUCCCUGUAGAACUGCCAUCAGUUACAAAUUGGCGCAGGAUUCUAUCAAGACUGGCAUCAGCUCCCAGUGCACGCUCUGAGGCUCCUUUCUCUCCCAGGGCAGGCGGAUAAUGCACACCUUCCUCACAGGGCAGAUGACACCAAUGUCCUCUUGGGUGUCACUGACCAGACUUGGGCCAAGUUUGUGGAGACCUGGGAGCGGGUAUAUAUCUGGUGUCUCCACCUCUACUCAUAAUGCUUAACAACUGGAGUGUGUGUUUCUUUGCCCCAGGAGCUGCAACCCUUUGGGCAGAACUCUGGCUUAUUUCAGGCCAGUACUGGAAUGGGGGAAAUGAGGGAUCUUCCAAUGGGGGAAGUCCUCUCCUGGCUGCUUGAUCAGGGGGUCCUGAUGUGGGCAAGAGGAAUUCUUGAGAAGGCGGAGGGGCCCUGAGCUCAGGGGCAGCCAGCAAACAAUCCCUGCAACUUCCGGAACAUAAGGCUGGAUGGCACAGCAUCCUUCUGAGAACAGGGCUUUCCAGCUUCCUUGCUCUGAGUUUCUGUGCUCCUUCUAACAGCUCUCUGCGAAACGGGUUCAUCUGGCAAAGCGUGGGGACGUGGGUUUUGGCUCACAGGCUCCCCCUGCUGGUCAAACACCUGCACUCACAUCCUUAGUCCUGGAAGCUCCCAGAAGAGCCCAGGAGAGGGCAGCACUGACCCAGGAAUGUGCAAGUCUGGGCGCUCAAGCAAAUUCCCACUAGCAAGGCUGCAGCCGGGAAGCCCAGAACCAGGGAAAAGCAGUUCCUAACAGCAGGAAUGGCAGUUGUUCCAUCCCACUGCAGGAGGCUGCCCUUGCAAAGCUUAAAAGCACCCUGGCAUUCACGCCCAAAUCACCAGGCUUUCCUGUAGACUUCUGCCCUUGUUGCUGUUCUCAGCCAGUUGGUGAGGGGCACCCUGCAUCGAUGCUCAGGGCAGAGGUCCUCCUUAUCAGCAUUCUCCUUGGCACAUGUGUUUGUGGGUCACCUUUGUGGUGGGGAAAUGCUGGCUGCCCUCCCCUCCCUCCUAUUCUCUAAGAUGGGAGGUGCAAUUAAGAUCCCCAAAAGGGUCCAAAAAAAAAAAAAAAAAAAAAAAAAAA